Symbiodinium sp. CCMP2592 is the source of this 513-nucleotide messenger RNA. NCBI's taxonomy places the organism in Eukaryota, Dinophyceae, Suessiales, Symbiodiniaceae. The record is from the annotation of a GenBank genome assembly.
AUGGCAGUUGCAACAACAGACCAGCAUGAGUUUGAGGGCACUUUUUUCCGCUAUGCCAGCCAUGCCCUCACACUCAAGUAUGUUCGUUUGUUUCUUCGUAAGGGAGGCUGCUAUAAGGAGGCUGCCUACCUCGACACUGAGUGCAGCAUCGAGCCUGAGGUUAUCGACCACGUGAGGUUUAUCGGGCAGGUGAGAACUGGUGCUUGCCUUCGAGCAGUCGGCUCAAUGCUGCCAGACCCAGAGGUGGGCUAUGCACUCAGCACUACAGCAUGCCAGGCAAGCCAGACAGCACUGAGCGAGGUGACUCAACGGGAAUGGUGGAAGCUCCGGCUUCUGGGGUUGCCUUGGGCUCUUUGCUUCGCACUCGUGAGCAGGAGGCCCCCUCGGACUUUCGGAUUUACAGUCCAAAGCAUGCAGUGCUUGUCGUUGUUGAUGGCCUGGGACGGGCCGUCGCACGACCCGAACCGCACACCCGGUUUGUACACGACUUUCGUCGGUACUGCUUACUCGUAG